AUGACAGCCACAGCAGCCUCAAUUUCGGAGAUUCUCGCAGAUGUCCCCUCUCAGUUUCGAGGCCCAGGUGGUGCAGUCGCCGUGCUGAAGGAUGGCGAACUGGUUGGCCAGCAGCUUUGGGGGUACGGCGAUCUACACAGUCGAGUAGCUAUGGCCGCUGAUAUGGUUGUACCGAUCUGCUCCAUCUCGAAGCAGAUGGUGUGUGGAUUGUUGACGGACCUGGAACGCAACCCAACACCAGCCAUGAAAGCGCGCGGUGACGAACCCGCCAAGCAGCUAUCAGACCAGCUCGAGAAACUGCUGAAUCCAAACCUGCUCAAAGACAGAGGCCUGACGCUUCGCCAUCUUGCCAACAAUCAGUCAGGCAUACGCGACUACUGGGCCUUGACUGUGCUAUGGGGUGCGAAGCCCGAGGGCCACUUCUCGAUCGCCGACGACGGACCGCAGAUGCUGGCGCGGAUGAAGUCUUUCCAUUUCAAACCUGGCACCGAGUACUCGUACGCCAAUACCAAUUUCUUCAUCAUCGGCGGCUGCAUCGAGCAGGUCACGGGCCAGCCGCUGGGAGAGCUGCUCUCGGAGCGGAUAUUCGCGCCCGCGGGCAUGAAGACAGCGAGGCUGUGCGCACACGCUGCGGAGCACCCGCCGCCGUGCGUUGGCUACGAGGGAAACGAGGCGCUCGGCUUCUAUCCAGGCGUCAACUGCAUCGAAUGGGCUGCCGAUGCCGGCAUCGUGGCUUCCCUGACCGACAUGAUCGCCUAUGAGAAGUUUGUGGACCGCAGCUCCCACGGCGAUCUGCAGAGCUGGUAUACCGUCAACUCCGAGCAGCAGAAAUACAAUGACGGCUCGCCUGCGGAGUACGGCUUUGGUCUGGGCCGCAGCCUCGUCGGCGGCGUCUUGAAUAUUGGGCACGGGGGCGCCAUCCGCGGGUAUCGGUUGAACCGCUCCUACUGCCCCGAGCGACGGAUAUCCAUCAUGGUCUUGCUGAACCAAGAGCAUGGCGAUCCAGUGGGCCUUAGCGACUACAUCUUGAAGCGAAUGCUGGGUGUGACCGAGGCCAAACAUGAGAUUGUCAGCGCCGGCCCAGAUUGGCCUGGAACCUAUCUGGAUCCGGACACUGGACUGGCGAUCGUCGUGAGCAAAGCCAGCGCCCCGGGGCAGCUCUCCUUCACGUACCACCUCAAGCCCGAAAAGGUGCGCGUGAUCGAGGCGUACAAGGCCCGGUCGGACGGCAUAGUGGCCAAUCUCGACGGAGAUUCUCUGCACGUCCAUCUUCCUCACGACAACAGGACUCUUCAUGCCAAGCGUGUCGCCAACAAAAAGCCGGCUGCUGACUACUCUGAGUUGCAGGGUGAUUAUCGCUGCGAUGAGAUAGACUCCGUCUUUCACUGCAGCGGCGCAGGUGACAUGCUGUACGGCAUGUUCGACGGUUUUCUGGGCCAGGGUCCUGUACACUUGAUGCGCUCGCUUGGAGAAGAUGUAUGGGCUCUUGCGUGCCCUAGGGCAAUGGACUCGACGCCCCCAGGUGAUUGGACGGUUAUCGUCCGUAGGGGUGAUGAUGGAAAGCUCACCGGACUGACUAUCGGUUGUUGGCUGGCUCGGAACCUGGAGUUCACCAAGCAGUGA
This is a messenger RNA of Exophiala spinifera, 1623 nucleotides long. RefSeq lists its product as uncharacterized. Bases 1 to 1623 code for a protein of 540 amino acids. Gene Ontology annotation, molecular function: aminopeptidase activity. The record is from RefSeq and is a predicted model, not a curated record. Lineage: Eukaryota; Fungi; Ascomycota; Eurotiomycetes; Chaetothyriales; Herpotrichiellaceae. The transcript has a single exon.